UGUGAAAGCGUGCGCGCCGCCCCGAGAGGAAGAGCCACACGCGUGAUGUGUGGGACAUAAUGGUGGAUAGGUAAGGACGAUACGAGUUGUUUAUCAGCUGUUGCCAUAUUUUCCAGUUGUUGUCUUGGACCCAUCGGCUCGAGAGCCGCCCGCUGCCACUUCCCGCUCGGACAGAACGACGCUCAGGACUGCAUCAAAAUGCCAAACAUCAAAAUAUUUAGCGGUAGCUCACAUCCGGACCUAUCUCAGAAAAUAGCAGACCGCCUGGGUCUGGAGCUGGGGAAGGUUGUUACGAAGAAAUUUAGCAACCAAGAAACAUGUGUGGAAAUAGGGGAGAGCGUCCGUGGGGAAGAUGUAUAUAUAGUGCAGAGUGGCUGUGGGGAGAUCAAUGACAAUUUGAUGGAGCUGCUGAUCAUGAUCAACGCCUGCAAGAUCGCCUCUGCCUCCAGGGUCACGGCUGUCAUCCCCUGCUUUCCGUAUGCCCGGCAAGACAAGAAGGACAAGGUGGGGAGCCGUGCUCCUAUCUCUGCCAAGUUGGUUGCCAACAUGCUGUCGGUGUCAGGCGCUGACCAUAUCAUCACUAUGGACUUGCAUGCCUCACAGAUACAGGGGUUCUUUGAUAUUCCUGUGGAUAACUUGUAUGCAGAGCCAGCCGUGCUGAAAUGGAUCAAGGAGAACAUCCCUGAAUGGAAAAACUGUACUAUUGUGUCACCUGACGCCGGAGGAGCCAAGAGGGUCACCUCAAUAGCAGACAGACUGAAUGUGGAUUUUGCCCUUAUUCACAAGGAGAGGAAAAAGGCAAAUGAGGUGGACCGCAUGGUUCUCGUUGGAGACGUGACAGAUCGGGUCGCCAUUCUAGUAGAUGACAUGGCCGACACGUGUGGCACCAUCUGUCACGCUGCUGACAAGCUGAUUUCGGCUGGUGCCACCAAGGUGUAUGCCAUCCUAACCCAUGGCAUCUUCUCCGGCCCAGCUAUCUCACGCAUCAACAAUGCAUGCUUUGAAGCUGUGGUGGUCACCAAUACAAUCCCUCAGGAAGAGAAGAUGAAGCAUUGUCCCAAAAUACAGGUUAUUGACAUCUCCAUGAUUCUCGCUGAGUCCAUCCGUAGAACUCACAACGGCGAGUCUGUGUCGUACCUGUUCAGCCACGUCCCCUUGUAACAAAUGAUGGCUCCCAUCUAACUGUGUGUUGUUCCACCAAAUAAGAGAAGAGGGAAUUCCCUAACCCAAACAUAGCAACGUUUUCUGCUAACUUACCAUGAAAGAAAACUGAUAUCAUGUCUGUUACUAACGCUGACCCCGUCACCCCCUUGAGCUGUUUAUCUUCAUGUCUGGCACCAAAUCAAUCGCAAGCAGCUAGGCCAGAAUAUUUAUUGUACUUGGAUGAUUAAGUGUUUAUCCACUGUGAACUUUGUCCCCUCUUUCAUACAACUGAGGAACAGAGUUUCUUCUGACCAAUUCACUUCUCCAGAAGUCAUUUCAAUCUAGUCUAAAGAGCUUGUGGUUGUCAGGAGAAGCAUCUGCUAUAUAAAACUGUUACAGUGCUUUCUGUUACAAUGACUUGAGUGUAGUUUUUAAUGUUGCUCCUGUGUCCUCUGCCGUUUGGACGAUGAUAAUUCAUGAAGUGAAUGUGUAGUGAAGUAGUUAACAGUGAAGCUCCACUCAACCAAGAGUGCCUCAACAGUCUGAAAUUGAAUGCAUUUUUCCUCCAGCCUUCUCCUUUCCCCACCCUUUUUUAGCUGUGCUUAUUUUUCUCCCCCAACGACUCAUUUUGACAUCUCAUCGGGCUGUAAAGAUGUUCUGGGAUGUUUUGUUUUUUACUCUUGAGGUGCACUCCAUUGAGUGGGGUUUGUCCAGGGUUUACCCGUCGAGGUUCGGCGUUGAAGGUCUUUCUAUAAAGAAGCUCUCUGGUUUUUAGUUUAGGGUCUCUGCAGGCUGGAGCUCAGAAAUGUUUACCUGCUUUUAUUUUUUUUAUGUCUGGAGGAAGGAUUUGUCGAUGUGCAUAUUCAAAACCUUAGCGUUUACUUUUUCAAUAAGGUGAAUUCUUGGUUGGCAUCUAAGGAUGAGUUCUUAAUAAAAUGAUUUGUAACCUUAAA
Molecule: messenger RNA, 2096 nt
Organism: Gymnodraco acuticeps
Lineage: Eukaryota; Metazoa; Chordata; Actinopteri; Perciformes; Bathydraconidae
Gene: prps1b
Product: phosphoribosyl pyrophosphate synthetase 1B
Exons: 7
Coding region: 199-1161 (320 amino acids)
Biological process (GO): 5-phosphoribose 1-diphosphate biosynthetic process; purine nucleotide biosynthetic process; ribonucleoside monophosphate biosynthetic process
Cellular component (GO): cytoplasm; ribose phosphate diphosphokinase complex
Molecular function (GO): magnesium ion binding; ATP binding; ribose phosphate diphosphokinase activity
Source: RefSeq, a predicted model, not a curated record